This is a messenger RNA of Glarea lozoyensis ATCC 20868, 1983 nucleotides long. Its product is annotated as NAD(P)-binding Rossmann-fold containing protein. Gene Ontology annotation, biological process: fatty acid metabolic process. The coding region runs from base 1 to 1983 and encodes 660 amino acids. NCBI's taxonomy places the organism in Eukaryota, Fungi, Ascomycota, Leotiomycetes, Helotiales, Helotiaceae. The transcript has 4 exons. Gene Ontology annotation, molecular function: NAD+ binding; oxidoreductase activity, acting on the CH-OH group of donors, NAD or NADP as acceptor. The record is from RefSeq and is a predicted model, not a curated record.
AUGCCACAAGUCCCGCGAAGUGCCGAGAAUUACAUCAUCCCGAAAGCCACUGGCGGUCGACCUCUGGCUGUCGCUGCCGAGAUUCGAUGUUUUUUAAUUGAGGGAAAUGACUAUCUAAAGCCAGCUCGUCUUCAGAAAUCAGAAAUGGCGACCUCACUCGAAGCAAUUAAGGGAAGGCCUGUUGCGGUGCUUGGUGGUGGGGUUCUGGGGAGACGGAUCGCUUGCACUUGGGCAGCAGGUGGCUGGAAUGUGAAUAUCCGCGACCCCAGCCCUGAGCAGCGCAACGCUUCACUCCACUACAUCGAAAACAACAUUGCAUCCUACGCCAGCGAGAUUGGAACCAAGCCAGGCAAUGCAUCCGCCUUUGAGAGUCUCGAGGAUGCAGUCAAAGACGCCUGGACCGUCAUCGAAGCCGUUCCCGAGAAGUUGUCCUUGAAAAUCGACACCUUCGCUGAUCUCGAGAAACUGGCACCGAAAGAUGCAAGUCUCGUAAGUAACUCAUCAAGUUACAAAUCUAGCGAGAUGUUAGAGAAGGUUGGAAAAGAGGCGAGAAAGAGAAUUAUGAAUACGCAUUAUAUGAUGCCGCCUGACAACCGGAUUGUUGAGCUCAUGACGGAUGGGGAGACGGACGCUGCAAUAUUUCCGUUUUAUGUGGAUAGGCUUAAGGAGGUGGGGAUGCACCCUAUUGUUGCUCAAAAAGAGAGCACUGGGAUUGUGUUCAACCGGGUGUGGGCCGCUAUCAAGAGAGAAUGCUUGACGAUUCUGGCGGAGGGUGUGAGUACCCCAGAUCAAUUGGAUAGUGUGUGGAUGGAGAUGUUUGGGUCGAAGGCAGGUCCUUGUACGAUGAUGGAUGCGGUGGGACUUGACACGGUGGAGUUCAUUGAGGAGCAUUAUAUCAAGGAGAGAGGUCUUUCUGGCGAGAAAACUACAGAGUUUCUGAAGAGGGAGUAUAUAAAUCAAGGAAAGCUUGGUGCGAAGAGUGGAAAAGGGGGUUUGUACCCUCCAGGAGCGACAACAAAAGCUGCUGGAGAAGAUAAGUCUCAUCAUGAUGAUCUGCAUGCUCCGUCGCUUUACAUGCUCGACAUCGGUCUCAACUCUCUUGAAGACACUAUCCAUAGCGGUAGAGUCGUAGUUGGGUCCUCCGACGGGCGCGAACUCCGCACCCUAGUAUCAGGGCAGACUCUCCCGGAUGGCCUCGACAUAUCUCUCAAAACCGGUCGUAUUGACUGGACCAACAUGGGCGUCCCCACUUCUAACGAUGGUAUCGUGCAAUCUUGCAAGCUUGAUGGCAGCGAUGUGCAAACCGUAAUCCCAGCAGGCGCAGUGCACACACCCAAGCAACUUAUCAUUGAUCAAGAGAAUGACAAGUUAUAUUUUUGUGAUCGCGAGGGCUUGCGAGUUAUGCGGUCUAACUUGGAUGGAUCAGAGCACGAGAUCCUGAUCAAGAAUGGAGAUUGGGAAAAUGAAGAGGAUGCGGCGAAUCAGCUGAACUGGCCGGUAGGGAUUAGUGUAAAUCGAAAGGAGGGGAAAUUCUACUGGACGCAGAAAGGUCUGUCGAAAGGAGGAAAAGGUCGGAUAUUCCGGGCCAACAUCGAAACACCACAGGGCGAAGACCCAUCCAACCGCUCUGACAUCGAAGUUUUGUUCACCGGACUCCCAGAACCAAUUGAUCUCGAGAUUGACGAGGACACACAAACUCUGUUCUGGACUGAUAGAGGCGAUCCACCUAUGGGCAACAGUCUUAACUGCGUCCAGCUGGAUGGGUUGAAGGGUCUCAACGAGAAUGAGGAGAACCCAAAAUAUCGUAUUUUGGCGAAACAACUACAUGAGGCGAUCGGUGUUAAGCUGGAUCGAGUAAACAAGCAUAUCUAUAUGACGGAUUUGGGAGGAACGGUAUAUCGGGUGGGCGUCGAUGGAAAGAAUAAGAAAAAGGUUUAUGAUGAGGAGUUCGCAUUUUCGGGGAUUGGGUUGACUCAUGUUUGA